Molecule: messenger RNA, 1151 nt
Organism: Cornus florida
Lineage: Eukaryota; Viridiplantae; Streptophyta; Magnoliopsida; Cornales; Cornaceae
Exons: 4
Coding region: 244-825 (193 amino acids)
Biological process (GO): termination of RNA polymerase II transcription
Cellular component (GO): nucleus; mRNA cleavage and polyadenylation specificity factor complex
Molecular function (GO): RNA polymerase II CTD heptapeptide repeat phosphatase activity
Source: RefSeq, a predicted model, not a curated record
AAAGACGCCUCAAGGGCAUUCUUGUGUUGAAGAGGAAAAGAGGCCAAAACUUAAAAAGAAGUGGGGAGCGGCAGAGGAGAGGAAAGGAGGUUUCUGCUCUGGAAUUUUUUUCCUUGGUUUCUGCUUUGGAUCGCCAAUAAUAAUUCCUAAACCUUUGUAUAAAAGGCGAAACCCUAAUACUAGUAUAUCUUCUUGACCUCUGCCGAAGAAAUACAAGUAGUGUGCGAGGAAGAAGAGAGAAGCAUGAAAUUUCGAUACGCCAUGGUGUGUUCAUCGAAUCAGAACCGUAGCAUGGAGGCUCACUCUCUCCUCAAGAGGGAGGGCUUCGAUGUAUGCUCGUACGGUACAGGGGCACACGUUAAGCUUCCUGGACCUUCCCUCAGAGAACCCAAUGUCUACGACUUCGGCACUCCCUACAAGCACAUGUUCGAUGAGCUCAGACGCAAAGACCCUGAACUGUACAAGCGUAAUGGUAUAUUGCCAAUGCUCAAGAGGAAUUCAGCUGUCAAAACUGCGCCUCAACGUUGGCAAGAGAAUGCCGCAGAUGGUUCCUUUGAUGUGGUAUUCUCAUUUGAAGAAAAGGUUUUCGACAUGGUUCUCGAAGAUCUCCACAAUCGGAAUCAUGUUUUUAUGAAGCCUGUACUGGUGAUCAACUUGGAGGUAAAAGAUAACCACGAGGAGGCGGCCAUUGGAGCUCGGCUUGCUCUAGUAUUGUGCCAAGAGCUUGAAACAACUGAAUUUUGGGAGGAUUCAAUUGAUGAGAUUGUGGGCAACUUUGAGAGACAGCAUCGGCGGAAACUUUUAUACAGCAUCUCCUUCUACUGAAGAUGCCAUAAAUAGUGAAAGAACAGCUUCUUAGCUCAUAUUUUUGAAAAUCCUACUCUAGUCUUGUUGAUAUGCUUGAGAUAAAAUUACCUUAUUUUUCGUUUUUUCAGUGUAAGAUUAGUGUCAUGCCUCUGAAAAUGGUUAGGGAGAUAUCAUUGAAAAGUCUUCUAACUCUGCCCUGUUAUAUGUGACUAUUAUAAGGAGGCAUGAUUUAAAAUUUAACAAAAAAAGAAAAGAAAAAAGUCUGCUCUUUAUUUAUGUGUUUUUUUCUUUUUCUAAUUCAUGGAAAAACAAAGUUUUAAUUAUGCAGUUAAUAUUCCUUUACA